Molecule: messenger RNA, 906 nt
Organism: Plenodomus lingam JN3
Lineage: Eukaryota; Fungi; Ascomycota; Dothideomycetes; Pleosporales; Leptosphaeriaceae
Molecular function (GO): hydrolase activity
Source: RefSeq, a predicted model, not a curated record
AUGCCAACGUUCACUACCAACGACGCUGUUACUUUGCACUACAAAACGUACGGAACAAGUGGUGCUGUUCCAUUGAUACUCCUUCACGGAUUCACCGGGUCUGGCAAAGUCUUUCAACACAGUGUCAACGCGUUAUCGAAAGAUCGCUUUGUUAUAGUCCCUGACCUCCGCGGACAUGGCGACUCUGAGAAACCAAAGUCUGGCUUCCACGUUGCACGGUUAGCUAUGGACUUGAAGAAUCUCAUGGAUCACUUCAAGUUACAAGAUGGCAACAUUGGAGCUAUAGGAACAAGUCUGGGAGCUGCUAUUCUUUGGUGCUAUGCAGAACUGUUCGGAACGAAAGCAUUCUCGCACAUGAUGUUCGUGGAUCAGGCGCCUCUUCAAAACUAUUUGUCAGACUGGGGUCCUGAAUAUGGCAAUCAAGGUUGCAAUUCACCUGCAGCUUUGCUUGAGAUGCAAAGAGCUCUCGAAAGUGCGCCAAAAGAGGCCCAUCUUGGAACGAUAGCAGCCUGUCUAGGUUACAGGGCAUAUCCCCAGCCCGGGGAUCCUACUGUGAAAUCUAAGACAUGGCAGGAAGACGAAUCCUUCUUCCUCGGUGAAGCAUUGAAGGGAGAUGGAUGGUGGUAUGGCAAGCUCAUGGCUGAUCAUACUGCAAACGACUGGCGGUUCUCCAUCGAACACAACUUUGGGCCAAACAGUGGGAGUAAGACUAAAGUACAUGUCUUGGCAAGUGCUCGGAGUGGUUGCUUUCCUGCUGCGGGCCCACUCAAGGUCGUGGAGCUGGUGAACGGGAAAGGCAGAAAUGGGCUUGCACAGGGUGUGACAGUGGAGUGGGGUGGCCAUUGGUGCUACUGGGAGCAACCGAAUUUAUUCAACAAGAUGGUGCUCGAUUUCCUAUCUAGUUAA